AUGAGCGUCGAACUCAUCGCGGAUGCCAUCGGCGUUCCCGUCUGGGCCCUCGUGCCCGUGGCCCUCGCGGCCGCGGCGGUGUUGGUCUUCAUCCUCGACGGCCUCUCGCACUCCGUGCUGAAGCCCGGCAAGAGCCCCCCGGUCAUCGGCACCACGCCCGUCUUCGGCGGCAUGCUCGAGUUCCUCAAGGGACCCAUCGGGCUGAUGGCCAGGGCCUACCCCAAGUACGGCGAGGCAUUCACCGUCCCGGUGUUCCACAAGCGCAUCACGUUCUUGAUCGGCCCUAAGGUCUCGGAGCACUUCUUCAAGGCGCGGGACCAGGAGAUGUCCCAGAAGGAGGUGUACGAGUUCAACGUGCCAACCUUCGGCAAGGGUGUCGUCUUCGACGUGGACCACAUCACCCGCGCGGAGCAGUUCAGGUUCUUCGCCAACUCGCUCAAGUCCGACCGACUCCGACAGUACGUGGGCAUGAUGGUCAAGGAGGCUGAGGACUACUUCGCCAAGUGGGGCGACGAGGGCGAGGUGGACCUCCUCGACGCCCUCUCCGAGCUCAUCGUGCUGACCGCGUCCAGGUGCCUCUUGGGCCGCGAGAUCCGCGAGACGCUCUUCUCCGAGGUGACCACCCUCGUUCACGACCUGGACAAGGGCAUGGUCCCUCUGUCCGUGUUCUUCCCCUACGCCCCCAUCGAGGCGCACCGUAAGAGGGACAAGGCGCGCAAGGAGCUCGCGGCCAUCUUCGACAAGGUCAUCCAGGGCCGGAGGGAGAGCGGCGCCGUGGAGCCCGACGUCCUCCAGACGUUCAUCGACGCUCGGUACAAGGACGGCAGCAGGCUCUCGAACGACCAGGUGUUGGGCAUGCUCAUCGCGGUGCUCUUCGCCGGGCAGCACACGUCCUCCAUCACCUCAACCUGGACGGGCCUGCUGUCCAUCGCCAACAAGGAACGCAUCUUCCCCAACCUGGAGAAGGAGCAGAAGGACGUGAUGGCAAAGCACGGGGACAAGAUCGACUUCGACAUCCUCGCCGAGAUGGACGAGCUCCACUUCUGCAUCAAGGAGGCGCUCAGGAUGCACCCGCCCCUCAUCAUGCUCCUCAGGCAAUGCCACGUCCCCUUCGAGGUGGAGACCACGAAGGGCAAGAAGUUCGUCGUCCCCAAGGGGCACAUCGUCGCCACGUCCCCGGCGUUUGCGCACCGCAUGGACGAGGUGUACUCCGAGCCCAACGUGUACAAGCCCGAGCGAUUCAAGGGCGAAUCGCCCGAGGACAAGAGGGCCUACGCGUCGUUCAUCGGGUUCGGAAGCGGCAGGCACGGAUGCAUGGGAGAGACGUUCGCGUACAUGCAGAUCAAGACCAUCUGGUCGCACCUGCUCCGAAACUUUGACUUCGAGCUCGUGGGCAAGCUCCCGGAGCCCGACUACGAGGGGAUGGUCGUCGGCCCCAAGCACCCGUGCACCGUGCGGUACAAGCGCCGCAAACUGUGAGGGGCGACACGGUAAAUACACCGCCGCGCCCAGCUCUCGCGUGAUUACAUAUAUAUAACUUUUAAUGCCAUGCGCUCAUCAUCUCGCGA
This is a messenger RNA of Micromonas commoda, 1568 nucleotides long. RefSeq lists its product with no specific name. The record is from RefSeq and is a predicted model, not a curated record. Gene Ontology annotation, molecular function: heme binding; oxidoreductase activity, acting on paired donors, with incorporation or reduction of molecular oxygen; monooxygenase activity. The coding region runs from base 1 to 1479 and encodes 492 amino acids. The transcript is spliced from 2 exons. Lineage: Eukaryota; Viridiplantae; Chlorophyta; Mamiellophyceae; Mamiellales; Mamiellaceae.